Messenger RNA from Linnemannia hyalina, 438 nucleotides. The record is from the annotation of a GenBank genome assembly. NCBI's taxonomy places the organism in Eukaryota, Fungi, Mortierellomycota, Mortierellomycetes, Mortierellales, Mortierellaceae.
AUGGAGUUCACAUCGGUUAUCGCAUUCCUUGCUCUGUCUGCUGCCGCUCUGGUUGCUUUGCCAGUAGCGGCGAACACACCCGUCCAGCUCUACCACCGUGCGGCCUGCAACAGUCACGAAAACGGCGUUCUCGACGAGCUCACGCGGACCCGGAACGUGCUCCGCCAGCUGGAGGACCAGUACUACCACGUGGCCCGGAACCCGCUACUAGGGCCGAAUUUCAAUCGUGCCAAGGAAAGCCUCCACAUCAUCAUCGUCGAGACCAAAGACGAGGUCGGUGACCCUAUCCCCAAGCGGAGCUCAGGCCCUGCGCUCAAAAAAUGGAGCCAAAGUCGAUUUCCAACAUAUGUCACAACAGUUGAUAACUGGGUUGGAGAGCAACUGCAUGACCUACCCGGGACCCCGGCUCGCGCAGGUCUUGGGGCAUUGGAGCAGUAA